CGCAUGAGGAUUGAGGUUGCAUUAAGAAGGUAGCGUGUUGUCGCUUCAUAUUCCUACAUCUACUUACAGUCCGUACGACUCUGCCCAUCAGCUCAGAGCGAGCGAGCGAGCGUACAUUCCACACCGAUCAACAUACGAUAGUCGCCGAGACUCACGGCGAAUUUGAACCUUUCCCCAAAAAAAUCAAUCUCGUUCGUUGAUCCAACUCUCUACCUUUCACUUGACACUCGAAGCAUCAUGGCUCCCCAGCAGGGCGGUUUCUCAUGGUCCAACAUUGCAGUUGGUGCCACCAUGAACAUGUUUGAAGUCACCACUCUUGGUCAGCCUCUUGAAGUCCUCAAGACUCAGAUGGCUGCGAACCGCUCUCAGACAAUGCCCCAGGCUUUCCGAAACGUCUGGUCAAGAGGAGGAUUCUUCGGAUUCUACCAGGGCCUGAUCCCAUGGGCCUGGAUUGAAGCUUCAACCAAAGGAGCUGUCCUCCUGUUCGCAUCUGCAGAGAUUGAUCAGUACUCCAGGAAAGCCUUCGGUCUCGGACCUUCAGCAGCCGGAAUGCUCGGAGGUGUUGGAGGUGGUAUCGCUCAGGCUUACGCCACGAUGGGUUUCUGCACAUGCAUGAAGACGGUUGAGAUCACGCGACACAAGCAGAUUGAAGCUGGGGGAAGCGCUGAAUCCACCUUCAAAGUUUUUGCGGACAUAUAUCGUCGGGAAGGAAUCGCAGGCAUCAACAAAGGUGUCAAUGCGGUUGCCUUGCGUCAAGCUACCAACUGGGGAUCCAGAAUGGGAUUCGCAAGACUGGCCGAGACUACUCUGAGAAACUUCAAGGGCAUCAAGGAAGGAGAGAGGUUGAGUGCAGGAGACAAGAUCCUCGCCAGUUCAGUCGGAGGUGCUCUCGCCACUUGGAACCAACCGCUUGAAGUCAUUCGUGUCGAGAUGCAAUCAGCUAUUAAAUCUCAAGACCCGAACCGUCCCGCCAAAAAGACAAUCCUCAACACAUUCCAAUACAUCUACAAGAAUAAUGGACUGAAAGGUCUUUACCGUGGUAUCUCGCCUCGAAUCGCUUUGGGUGCAUGGCAAACCAUUUGUAUGGUAUCGUUCGCGGAUUACGUGAGGGCUGCGUGAGUUGCUCAUAAGCGCUUUCCAGAUGGUCUGCUCACGCUGCUUACAGCAUCGGUACCGCAAAAUAAAAUU
Messenger RNA from Kockovaella imperatae, 1188 nucleotides. RefSeq names its product putative Tricarboxylate carrier. The transcript is spliced from 7 exons. Gene Ontology annotation, biological process: mitochondrial citrate transmembrane transport; alpha-ketoglutarate transport. The record is from RefSeq and is a predicted model, not a curated record. Gene Ontology annotation, cellular component: mitochondrion. Gene Ontology annotation, molecular function: tricarboxylate secondary active transmembrane transporter activity. NCBI's taxonomy places the organism in Eukaryota, Fungi, Basidiomycota, Tremellomycetes, Tremellales, Cuniculitremaceae. The coding region runs from base 238 to 1119 and encodes 293 amino acids.